GGCUGGCAGAGACAGUGUAUAAACUAUCCAAGCCAUGUCCUAGGGGGUUUCUCCGCUGUAUUGCGUCUGGGGAAUGCAUACACCCAAUAUUAGGCUGCGAUGGCGUGGUAGAUUGCCAAGAUGGUACAGACGAGGAGGAGGCAACUUGUACAAUGCCCUGGACACCAGGAAUCAGAAGUCAAUGCUACAUGCCUGCGGGUCAGACAUGUUUUCCAGAAGGCGGUAGUGUGCAUAUAAUCGGAACGGUGACGAAAAUUAUUGAGAUACCUUGGCUUGCACAGGCUACCAGGGGGGAAGGAACAAUAGAGUACUAUUUCAAUAGAACAGAUGGCAGAAUGAGAAUUAACGCAAUGAUGGAUGGAAUAAAGGAGUUCUCUGCAAUGGCGCUUUUGUUCUUUCUAUUCACCUCUGCAAUAGAUGGCGUCAUGAUCACACCCACGGGAUACCGUGUCUCCAGCAUGGUAGAAGAUAACAGCGGAGACCGGGCCUAUGACGGCCUUAGUAACACUUAUGCGUUAACUGGAAACGGUUUCGAAGCAUGGAUGCUGUUCAUUUUCCCAUCGAAUCAAACGUUCAAGAGUGUCGACAUUCAAGGAAUUCUUCCACCGAGCACUGAGUUCCGAUGUGGAGAGGCAUACGAACCAAUGGGGAGAGGUGACACAAAACACAACCAUUUGAAGCGAAGUGUGACGAGCAGCAGCCAAUCCAUUGUUGCGCUCUCCGAUUUUAUCAACAUAGACCUGCCCAGAUGCGUCGGGAGUAAGGUCCUCGUCAAGAACCUAAACGGGACCGCGUCCAUCAAGAUCAAUGAAUUAAAGUUCAACAUUUAACUCUGAUACAACAGCAGUCGUCAAAUUGGGAAUAUAAUCUAAAAAUAGUGAUGCAUGUCAUGCACGUUUAAGCUCAAAAUAUCAAACUAAACUAAAUUGUUAAAAAUUAUGUGUAAAAAAUAAUCUAUAACCAGCAUACCGUGUAAUUAUAUGUCACAUUUUCCAAAAACGCUAAACGUGGAAUUGACGUAAAGUGGUACAAUUCACGUACAUGUAACGUGCACUUUUAUAU
Molecule: messenger RNA, 1062 nt
Organism: Owenia fusiformis
Lineage: Eukaryota; Metazoa; Annelida; Polychaeta; Sabellida; Oweniidae
Source: the annotation of a GenBank genome assembly